GAAGGUUACAUUUAUUCGAAUAUUGUAUUAAAUAUUCGUCUCUGAUAUUUCAUACUACUUCAAUUUAUAUCACAGUGAAUUAUAAUUUUUAAAAUAUAUAUUCAUUCAAAAACAUUAACCUAAUCAUACUGUCUGUGAUGGAAACUCAUUCAUCGUCAGUGUAUCGUCGUAAAUCAUUAAAAUUAGAAAAUUUUGAAAAGUUUAAACUUUGUUCAAAAAGUUUUGAAAAGCAGUAUUGUAAUAUAUAUAAUGCAAGAUUAACCGUAUUAAGGGACUUACUGUUACAAAAAGCAAGAGACAAAUGGGCCCAGAAUGAGAUCCUAUUUACAUUAUCUGAACUUUCUGAAAAAGAUCAAGAUAAUGAUUACAUUGUAAUAGGAUCAUUAUACAAACAUCAAGAAUUGAAACCAUCAAUAUUGCACGAGCUUAGCGAAGAACUUCAAUUAACAACUCAAUUGCCUAGAACAAAUUAUGCAUCAUUUAAAGAUGUAUUAUUUUUGGAAGACAAUUCCUUGCGUAUUAAAUUGGUCGGCAAUCACAUGAAUAUUCAAAAUGUAGUUACCGGCAUUAUUUGUGCUGUACUUGGACAUCAGUUAGAAAAUGGUGCAUUUUAUGUGACAGAUUGGUGUUACCCGGGAUGUAUUCCAAAGCUAACGACAAUUAGUAAACCAUUAGAUAAAUUUGGAAAAAUCUUAAUAAUAUCGGGUUUAGAUUUAGCAAAUAAUACACAAUCAUUGAGUCUAAACUUAUUUUCUGAAUGGAUAACUGGAAUGAUUGGUUGUAAUGAGGUUCAAAAGGAAGUGGCAUCUAUAGCAUGUAUUAUUAUAGCAGGAAAUAGUAUAAGAGGAUCUAUAGAAAUGUACAAUCAUAAAGGAUAUUUUGAAACUAAAACACAUGAUGAAACUAUCUUUAAAGAGGCUACAGCAAUAGCUCAUAAACUUGACAAGUUUCUUUUUUCUAUAGCACAAUGUUGUCCCAUAAUAUUAAUGCCUGGUGAAUUUGACCCAUCUUGUCAUGCAAUACCUCAACAAGCAUUUCAUCCUUGCAUAUUACCUCAAACUUCUAGAUUGAAGAGUUUCUAUGCAGUUACUAAUCCAUGGAUUGGUAGUAUUAACUCGCGCAUAAUAGCUGGAUCCAGUGGUCAGCCUAUUUCGGACAUUAUGAAGGUUGCUGGACUAGCUAAUGCUUCACCAUUGUCAUGGUUAGAAUGUACAUUAAUUUGGAGUCAUUAUGCACCAACUGCUCCAGAUACUGUACCUGCUUAUCCAUAUUCUCAGAUUGAUCCAUUUGUUAUGACAGAAUUUCCUGACAUUUAUUUUGUUGGUAAUAUGGAUAAAUAUGACACUAAAUUAGUAGCAGCAAAUGAAAGAAAUACAAGAUUGAUUUGCAUCCCAAAAUUUUCCGAAACACAAACAGCUGUGUUAAUUGACCUGCAGGAUUUAAGAACUUGGCCCGUUUCCUUUGGCGUUUGUUAAUUUAAUAUAUUUUUAAAUUUGACAUGAAAUGUUAACAUGAUCUGCAAUAAUGAAUUGCAAAAAUAUGUAAUAAUUAAAAUAUUCCUUUAUAUAAUUGUAAUAUAGUUUUUACAUAGUAAAUAUAUUAUUUAUUUUACCGAAUAAUGUAUUUAUGUUUCUAAAUCAUAUUUACAUGCGCAGGUAGACUUU
Nomia melanderi (Alkali bee) is the source of this 1664-nucleotide messenger RNA. Its product is annotated as DNA polymerase delta subunit 2. Gene Ontology annotation, molecular function: DNA binding. The record is from RefSeq and is a predicted model, not a curated record. Gene Ontology annotation, cellular component: delta DNA polymerase complex. NCBI's taxonomy places the organism in Eukaryota, Metazoa, Arthropoda, Insecta, Hymenoptera, Halictidae. Gene Ontology annotation, biological process: DNA replication; DNA strand elongation involved in DNA replication.